CCUGGAUUCCACUGUUUCUCGAAGGCUUCACGGUGUUCUACUGUACAUACCUGAGCAGCAAUUUUCUCCGAUUUGUUGUUCAGCUUUGACUGUCGUGCUUGAAACUGCGUCUGUGGUCUGCGCUUAUGGUUCGCAGCGUGUCGUCACCUCUCGGAGAAAACAAACAGCCUCCACACCAGGAACACCAAACCACCAACAACUGCGCGCCUUGCCAAGGAUCACACCUUGAAUCUCCGACCACCGGGUUUGAUGCCGUUAGCUCCUGCAACAGACCCAGCAGGUGGUUGUAUUUCGCCGACCAAGACCGGCACUGGUUCCCCAUCUUGAACCUCGCCAUUGGAAUAUUCACAGCUUUGGAUGCGUUUAUGCGGGUGGCUGGCACCGUCUGAGAAGAAGAGAAAGCUAACAGAUUUGAAAUGAAGCCCGAAAACCUCCUACCUUAGCACCGAGCAGCUGUUGUUCGUAAAGUAUCAAUCUCUGGUUCAUGGAAACCAGAUUCGCCGUUCCGAUGGGCAGGCAGAGACAUCUGACCAUGCAAUUGAUGAGAUUCCCGGAUUCGCAACAUCCUGGAAGAUUAGAUACACAUACAUCCCUCUUCAGACGGCAUCUGCACUUCAACCCGCCAACCGCCACCGCUUGGUCGGCCAUCGAGAUCAGACGGUGCCUUCAUUAACAAGCAUGCAUGCCGCUAAGGUACGGGCAUCAGCUGCAAAUUGCCAUUUCGUCCCUUUAUACUGGAUUCUGUCGAUGGUCUUCAUAUUCGAUAUCACCACCAUUUAUAUGAAAAUGGGCGGCAGUGACCUGCUGCCGCGGACCACACGCACAUCCUACUCAAGAGGAGCCAUGCCCUCCGCAAGCAACCAAUCCGCCGCCUUGCAGCCCGCCUUUCUGCGAGGAUGCCGGCCCGGAGUCCCGUUCCAAGCGAAAUCCUCACCGCAUCCGCACCGGGCCACCCAGGACCUCAACCAGCAGGAAUUGCCUUCCCCGCAAAACGCCCAGUUUCCGCAAAACCGCCGUUGAUGGUUUCCGAUUGCAUGCUCCGUCCCGUUACCCUGUUUCGUCGUGUUCUGUCUCCCUAACGAGUCUCAAACCCACAGCCGGUAAGUGGCUCGUUUGUUGCCGGCUUCACCAUCAUUAUGCCCCAUUGAUCAGCACUCGAUUGUGGAUGCCAGCAUACCAGUCUGAAAAAGAUACGAGAGGCCAUAGAUUAGAGGAGGAGAGCUCGUGGGGUUGGUGGCCGGCAACCAUCAUCGUCAAAAUUGGACCUCUGUGUUUGUUGUUUCAACACUAUUCUCGAAGUUUUGACUAAUGGGCAAGCCAAGACUCCCCACUUCUUUCGGCCAGGCGCUUGUUAUUAUCGGCUUGUCAUCGUUGGGCUUUCAUCAUAUUUGCGUUGGCUGGCUCUUCACCGACACCAUAUUUGUUUCUUCAUGAUUGAGUUGUAAGAAUGCGGCAUUCGCUAUUGAUUCAACACCUGAAUUUUUUUUUUGGAGUACCACAACACCAAGACGGACCUACCGCCGCAUGGACAGGGAUCAAGCAAUCAAGUCUGGAGACGCCGUUGCAAAGCCGUCAUGGUCGCCACGUUACCUGCCUCCCGCCUGGCUGAUCUGCGGAGCCUAGAAACCCAUCGCCCGGCGGCAUGGGUAUGGUUGGUGAGCUCGAGGUUGCACGGAAUUCCAUCCUUGUCUCAAAAUCUUUACUUUCUCUAUCACAAUUUUCAUAUGACACGGGCUGGCCACGUGCUGACCACGAUGAAAACAGGAGGGUGUGGCAGAACAGCUGUGUCUAGACCUCAAAACGGCGUCUCCUGGGGAAUUAGCUGCGGUGUAUCGCGGCAAUAUCAACAAAAGUCGUCAACUCGAUCCCAAGGACAGUCACGCAGUUUCCUGCUGCUUGGCAUCGUUCAGGGAUUCAAGAUGCCCCAGGCUUGGCCUUGCCAGGGAGCCCACAGUUGUUUACACCCCCCACUCGGCCAAAUCCCCCCUGCCUGCCUGCCUGCCUGUCAGAACAAGCGUCUUAUGCAAUAAUCGUUGCGGGUCGUCCUGUCCUUUAAGCUGGAUAGCAAACAAUGCUACCGCUCAUACGGUCCGUUCCUACCGACAUGGCUAUUCUCACCCGAGGGCAACAAUCAAAAAGAUCACGGACAGGUCCCAUCAAGUGACGCGACCGCCCUGAUCUCUCACUCCCGUUUCCACUCACACUCCCCACGCUGCGGCGCCGUUCGGACAUCCCUGGUUGGACCUGGGUGCCUUGCUCUCACACGCCCGCCAUUGCUCGAGGACGUGACAUAUACAAGCGGUAUCUUUUGGCUGUGAUGUCUCCUCAAAGGUUCAUCAACCGAGUGUCCCCCCCUCCCACGGGGAUACCACCCCCCCAAGUCUGGUCCCUACUCCGUUUGUACUCCACGGACCUAACCUCUUCCUUGUAAUAACGCCCCAUGAGGUCCCCCAUUGAGCCGUUUUCGAUAUCUCACGGGUAAUGCUCGGGAAAGAGACUCGGCCAUCUUGAUCCCCUUGAGGGUGUUGCCCGACUUAUAUACGAUUCGGUGCUCCCUCUUUUGCAGUUUGUCCCAAGUGGGAAUAAACGAGGUAGACAGCCGUGCUGUGACUCUACUUUCUUCGACGCAUGAUACGAGCUUGAUCUUUCAUAAGUUCAAGCCUCGAUCCCCAAUCUCGAACCUCUCUCUCAUCUUUGUUCCACCCCCUUUCCCAGGCUGGCGUGGCUUCCGUCCCUUUCCCCAUUUGGUUCCAGAAGAGUGAAGAAGAAGAGAGCCAAGAUGACGACCAUCACGCCCGUGGGGAGCCUUGAAAUCAGCCCGGCCACCAGCCCAGGCAUUGAAGACCCCAAUGCCUCUCCCAUCGGCAGUGUCGAUAGCAAUGUGACCCCGGACACUGAGUUCUCACCGCCGGACAGCCCGUUUCGGCACCACGCUACCUUAGCUCCCGUCAAGGAGAAGCGGGAGCUGGCGAGGAAGAAACUUUCGACCUUGACCCUUGAGGAGAAGGUCUCCUUGCUAACCGCCGCAGACUUUUGGAGAACCAAGUCGAUUCCGGAGAAGAACAUUCCUGCAGUGAAGACCAGUGACGGGCCCAAUGGUGCUCGUGGUGGCAUUUUCGUGGGUGGAACAAAGGCAGCCCUCUUCCCCUGCGGCAUCUCGCUGGCAGCAACGUGGAACAAGGACAUCCUCCGUCAGGUCGGUCAGCACCUUGCUGAGGAGGCGAAGGCUCGUCAGGCCAACAUACUGCUUGCACCUACUGUGUGCAUGCACAGACACCCACUUGGUGGAAGGAACUUUGAAUCUUUCUCUGAAGACCCCCUUUUGACUGGCAAGCUUGCUGCUCAGUACAUUCAAGGUCUUCAGGAGAAUGGAGUGGCUGCUACCGUCAAGCAUCUAGACUUUGUUGGCAACGAACAGGAAACCCACCGGUUGACAAUCGACUCCAAGAUUGCUGAGAGGCCUCUUCGCGAGAUCUACCUCCGUCCCUUCGAGAUCGCGGUCCGCGAGGCCAAGCCAUGGGCUGUCAUGUCCUCAUACAAUCUGGUGAACGGUGUUCAUGCCGAUAUGAACGAGCAUCUCCUCAAAGAUAUUCUCCGUGGAGAAUGGCAAUUUGACGGAGCCGUCAUCUCGGACUGGGGCGGCACCAACUCUACGGCGGAAUCUGUCAAGCAUGGGUGUGACAUCGAGUUCCCCUACUCGACCAAAUGGCGCUUUGAAAAGGUGCUCGAGGCUAUCAAGGAUGGCAAGCUCACCGAGGCUGAUGUUGACCGAGCAGCCGAGAAUGUGCUUACCCUUGUCGAGCGCGUCAAGGGCAGCGAUAUGACUGCUGAAGCAGAGGAACGCGAGGAUGAUCGGCACGAGACAAGAGAGCUUAUCCGCGAGGCGGGCGUUCAGGGUCUUGCACUUCUCAAGAACGAGAGGUCUAUUCUGCCUAUCAACCCCAAGACGGCCAAGGUUGCUGUCAUUGGUCCUAACGCCAACAGGGCCAUCGCUGGCGGUGGUGGAAGCGCCAGUCUUAACCCUUACUACAACACCCUUCCCCUUGAUAGCAUCCGAAGGGUUGCUCAACAGCCUGUCACUUAUGCUCAGGGAUGUCACAUUCACAAGUGGCUCCCUGUGGCAUCUCCUUACUGCAGCGAUAGGACUGGGAAGCAGGGUGUGACAAUCGAGUGGUACAAGGGAGAUCAGUUCCAAGGCCAGCCUGUUGUCACCCAGAGGCGGAGCAACACUGACUUGUUCCUUUGGGAUUCGGCGCCUCUGGCUCAGGUUGGCCCGGAAUGGUCGGCUAUCGCCACGACCCAUCUCACGCCGACUACUACUGGCAAGCACACCAUCUCGUUCAUGUCUGUCGGCCCAGGCAAGCUCUUUGUCAAUGGUCGACUUGCGCUUGAUCUUUGGGACUGGACAGAGGAAGGGGAGGCCAUGUUUGAUGGGUCUGUCGACUAUCUCGUCGAGGUUCAGAUGGAGGCCGGCAGACCGGUGGAGCUUCGCGUCGAGAUGACCAACGAGCUCCGGCCUAUUGCCAAGCAAAAGCAGUUCAACAUGACGCACAAGUACGGUGGUUGUCGCAUCGGCUUCAAGGAGGAAGACCAGGUUGACUACCUCCAGGAAGCGGUCGAUGCUGCCAAGGCUGCCGAUGUCGCUGUUGUUAUCGUUGGUCUGGAUGCCGAGUGGGAGUCUGAGGGGUAUGAUCGUCAGACUAUGGACCUGCCUUCUGAUGGGAGCCAGGAUCGUCUUGUGGAGGCUAUUGUCAAAGCGAACCCGAACACAGUUGUGGUGAACCAGUCCGGGUCACCGGUGACGAUGCCUUGGGCUGAUAGGGUGCCUGCCAUUAUCCAGGCUUGGUAUCAGGGGCAGGAGGCGGGAAAUGCGCUGGCUGAUGCGCUGUUUGGGUUGAAGAAUCCUAGUGGGAAGUUGCCUUGCACCUUUCCCAAACGCCUCCAAGACACGCCCGCCUACCACAACUGGCCGGGCGAGAACCUCGAGGUCGUUUACGGCGAGGGUCUCUACAUUGGCUACCGGCACUACGACCGGACAAAGAUUGCUCCUUUGUUCCCCUUUGGUCACGGGUUGUCUUACACCACCUUUGAAUACGGGCGUCCCUCCCUCAGCUCCAAGGUCCUCACCCCCGACAACACCAUCGAGCUUACUGUCGCGGUUAGCAACAUCGGUGACGUUGCCGGGUUGGAGACGGUGCAGAUCUAUGUGAGGGAUGAGAAGAGCAGGUUGCCAAGGCCGGAGAAGGAGCUGGCGGCGUUUGAAAAGGUGGAGUUGGAGGCUGGGGAGACGAAGCAUUUGAGGAUAGGGCUGGAUAAGUAUGCGGUUGGGUAUUUCGACACGAGUUUGGGGAGGUGGAUUGCUGAGGAGGGGAGGUUUGAGGUGCUUGUGGCGGCGAGCGCGGAGGAUGUCAAGUACUCUGUUGGGUUUGAGGUCAAGGAGUCGUUUACUUGGAUGUUUUAGACGACCUCCUCGAGAAGUGGACUCUUUUCUUUUUCUCGGUUUCUUCUUUUUCGAUACCUUCUUUUCAGCAUUGCAUUAUUGCGAGAGAUUUUGUUUUUUUACUUUCUUUUUCUUCACUUUUUCAAAGGGCAUGGCACCGAUAACCCCUGGGAAGACUACCUACUAGGGGUCUCUGUUUGGUUUUUGCCAUGUAAUGGGAACAGGGAUGGAUGGAUAUGGGUUACAUCACUGGAUAGGUAGUUAUCGCUGCAGGACCUCCCUCCCCGACUGAUGAAGAAAAAGACGGAAGGAAGAUGCCUAAGGGCUGGUCUGGGUUGGAUAGUAUCCUGAAGCUUACCCACCAAUGUUGUUGUGUUACAUUCACU
Molecule: messenger RNA, 5826 nt
Organism: Podospora bellae-mahoneyi
Lineage: Eukaryota; Fungi; Ascomycota; Sordariomycetes; Sordariales; Podosporaceae
Exons: 8
Coding region: 2780-5461 (893 amino acids)
Biological process (GO): glucan catabolic process
Molecular function (GO): beta-glucosidase activity
Source: RefSeq, a predicted model, not a curated record